AUGGGGGAUGGUCAGGAGAUCAAAUUAGGGCUAUUUGCUGAUGAUUUAAAAGGGUUUUUAAAGAACAACAAAUCUCUAAUAAAGCUCCUCGAACUUGUGUUGCUGUUUGGUAAAUGCUCUGGUCUCGUUAUAAACCAUGAUAAGUCGGAAAUAUUGUUACUUGGAAACUCUUUCCGCACGCCCCCAACCUUAAUCAUACUCCUUUCAAAGACCUAAAGAUAAAGAUUUCCGUAAAGAUUUUAGGGAACUUUUAUUUUCACGUAUGAUCCCCGUCUCAGACGAUCAUUGGUAGAAUUCAACUGGUCAAAACAUUUAUUAUCCCCACUUUCUUAUACCGUGCUAGCUUAAUUUGUAUGGAUAAGGAAUUUGUAAAUGAAGUAAACAAAAUUAUAUUUGACUUUAUCUGGAAAGGUGAAGACAAAGUGAAACGUCGUGUGCUCAUUGGGGACAUUGAAGAUGGAGGAUUGAAAGCUCCACACUUGGAUUCUAUUAUUAAAACUCAAAGAAUAUUAAGCUGUAAAAAGCUCGCAAGUGAAGACCUUAGUAGCUGGAAAAUUAUUCUUCUUCUGCACCUAACACCAGUAGGUGGCAAAUUUAUCCUUGGCUGCAACUUCGACGUAAAAAAGCUGCCUAUCAAGCUUCCGGGUUUUUAUGAGGAAUGUUUAAAGGAUUUUUUGCGAUGCUCCGCAGCAAACAAGGUUAGUCUAGACAAUAUUAAUGCAGUGGAUAUUUCAAAGAUCAUUCUGUGGAAUAAUUGUUAGAUCUUGAGGUGGCUGAACACAGUUUUGGCAGUUUGUGAGCAUAUGUCAUUUGCCAAAUAAUGGCAAGAGAAAGGUUGCAGCUCACAAGCUGAAACUUGGCAAGUGAAAAAUAAACUGAUGAAAGAUUUUGAUUGACAGGUAAAAUGUAAUGUUCUCGUAGUUUCCAUGGCAACAUGAACCAUUAAAUACAACCUUAAAAUUUCACUUUUGCUCAGUUAACAUAAAAUUCGCUCACUAAAUUUUCCUAUAAACUUGCACACAGCUUACUAUAAUAAUUAAUCAUUACCAUUAGAAACUUAUUUGACCAAAUUUUAACAGACCGGUUUUUAGAUAAUCAAUUAUAUAAUUGUAGGGUAAUUAUUAAAUGUGUCACAAAAUUCAUCUGUUCAACUUCCAUUUUUAAGUUCUCAUUAUUCAAAAUACGAUAAAAGUAAAAAUUCUGCCAAAUAUUGCAAAAUUUUAAUGAGUAGAUUUUAAGAAAUCAUCUUCUUUGUACCAUUGCUUUUCCCCGCCAUGUUUGUUUGUGUAAUUUAAAACACACGCCGUUAAGCGAGUUACCUGUGUAACUGUAAACUGUGUUCAGCCACCUUAAUUGGUGGUAAAACCAUUUUCAACAAAAGAUUAGUAGAUAAGGGAAUUGUAAGAAUAGGGGAUCUUAUUGCUGAAAACAAUGAAAUCAUAACGAGCAAGUUAAGGGAGUUAAAUUUAUCCCCAUUGGACGCAUUUCAACUUUUUUCAGUGUUCGACGCACUCCAAAGGACUGGUAUCAUGCAUUGA
This is a messenger RNA of Porites evermanni, 1538 nucleotides long. The record is from the annotation of a GenBank genome assembly. NCBI's taxonomy places the organism in Eukaryota, Metazoa, Cnidaria, Anthozoa, Scleractinia, Poritidae.